AUGCCGGUCCGCCGGUCUGCUCGCCUCAGGAGCGUCCAGUCGCCCGAGGAUAUUCCCUCGAAUUCGGACAACCAAAACAAUGUAAACAAAGACAACAAAUCCCAGAAAAAUCUCGAUACCGUGGUCGAACACGAGGAACCAACUGUCAACCCUCGCCCAAACACCCAAUCCACCCCCACAGCAAAAGUGGCACACACGCCCAAAUCCUCGCACUCCCAACGAAAGUCGCCAGCAAAAACACCAACCACUUCUCUCACUCGUCCAGCCCAUUUCGAGAUGCAUCCUAGCAAAGUACAGCAAAGCACCACAAAACAAGCCGACUCCGGCUUGAUCCUCGGCUUCAACCCUGUCAAGAAGGAUGCCCAAGGUAAUGUGGUGAAGGACCCCGCGCAGAACACACCAAGCAAAACCACUACCUCUCCCGAAUCGAAUUUUUAUGGCACGCCUGCUCUCGAUUUCAAAUUCUCUUCACAAGAGUCACAGCUCAGCGAUGCGGCCAAGAAGCUCAUGGAGAGCGUACGCCAGGACGUAGCACGAAACAAAGCCAACAUGGUUCGCGAGAACCCCUCCAGUAUUACAGCAGGACCUUCCCAGAAUGUUGAGCGCAAAAUUGCGAAACCAACGGGAAAGGCUAACCGGUUCUCGGAUGUCCACAUGGCCCAGUUCAAAAGGAUGGAUUCCAUCGCUGGCCACGCCUCCGCAUUCCGUGCUACGCCCGGGCGCUUCCAGCCCGUUCAGAAAUCCCUCAAGAGAACCAACUCCAAAGCCCGCUUGGACGAACCGGAGAGCAAAGGCUCUCCAGCGAGGACCACACCGAAGGCGUCUACUCCCACUACACCGUCUGCAAAGCGUGUGAAGCAAGAUAAGCCCGAGACAACGCCCCAGAACCGCCAGACCAACCCGAAGUCGGCGAUCGCGCGCCCAAAGGCUAGCGUUCGAAGCUCCCUGCUUACACCAACGCGAUCCUCAAUGGCUCGCGCGUCUACCAGCUUGAAGCCGCCUCGUACUACUAUGAUCCCUUCGCUCUCGCGCUCCCCUCUUUCCAAACCCGCCGAUGCUCCCAGCACGCCGCGCACCGAAUUCAACCCACGCUUCAAGAGCAACAUUCCCACACUGAGUAGCCUAAAGUCUAUUCUCCGCCGCCAUCAGCCGCUGUUCUCCAAGGACCCGAGUAAGAUUGCUGCCGGAACUCAUCAGACCGCCCCGGAUUUCACACCUGAGCUUUUGCUUCGACCCUCGCGCGAAAGCUCACAUGAGCCAACAGCGGCAACCCCUUCUCCUAAGAAACGGGUGGGAUUCACGCCUUGCACCAAGCCUCGACCAACCGAAGAAGUGAUCUCCCCGUCACCUUCGAAAAUCCCUACCACCAUCACAUAUCCUUCGACGUCCGAUGUCGUCUACCCCACUCUCCCUACAUUGACACCCGACCGCGGCAGUGCUCAGAACUCGGCUACAAUUCGCACAGUCCGCCCCUCUGAUGCCCCUGUGGAGGCGACUCUGCCUGAGAUUCCUGGAAUGCCUCACGGUAUCAGCCACAAGAAGAGACAUCGGGCGGCUGAAGACGACGCUGACCGCGAAAACGUGCCUCCGAAUGGAGACCAUUCGCAAGAGCGGAGUUUGAAACGCGUUAAAGUGAGCACGCCCGAGCCAUCAAAGCUACCUGCCUCCAGCCCACUCAAGUCUCGUUCGCACACUCCCUCGCGUCUCGGUCCGGGAUCCGCUCGCAAGGGAACCCCGGCAAGUGCACGCCCUAGAAACCGCAUGCUCAGCAUGAGCCGGCUGAACAUGCUGUCUCAGCCCAAGCAUCGGUCCUAG
Molecule: messenger RNA, 1815 nt
Organism: Aspergillus puulaauensis
Lineage: Eukaryota; Fungi; Ascomycota; Eurotiomycetes; Eurotiales; Aspergillaceae
Exons: 2
Coding region: 1-1815 (604 amino acids)
Source: RefSeq, a predicted model, not a curated record